This is a messenger RNA of Exserohilum turcica Et28A, 8046 nucleotides long. RefSeq lists its product as uncharacterized. The coding region runs from base 1 to 7776 and encodes 2591 amino acids. NCBI's taxonomy places the organism in Eukaryota, Fungi, Ascomycota, Dothideomycetes, Pleosporales, Pleosporaceae. The record is from RefSeq and is a predicted model, not a curated record. The transcript is spliced from 9 exons. Gene Ontology annotation, biological process: fatty acid biosynthetic process; secondary metabolite biosynthetic process. Gene Ontology annotation, molecular function: fatty acid synthase activity; phosphopantetheine binding; oxidoreductase activity.
AUGGCAGAUUUCUCACUUGAAGCUGCUUCAGAGGCACAACCACUAGCCAUCGUUGGGCUUGCAACCCGCUUCCCACAAGAAGCGUCCAGCACAGAGCGGCUGUGGCAAUACCUUCUCGCGAAGAAAUGUGCACACACACCGUUUCCCGAAGAUCGGGUGGGCAGAGGACAUUACCAUCCAGAUCCCGAGCAUGGCGGUACACAUGCUGUCGAAGGAGGUCACUUUCUUGCUGAGGAUCCAGCAUAUUUCGAUUCCUCCUUCUUUGGAAUCAUAAAAGGCGAGGCCAUGUCACUCGAUCCUCAACAACGUGUUGUCCUAGAAAAUGUGUAUCUUGCUCUCGAGAACAGCGGGUUCACGAUUGAGCAAGUCGCAGGAUCCAAAACCUCAGUCUACGUCUCGGGUUUUAAUCACGAUCAUCUAGCCUUGCUGAACAGUGACCCAGAGACUACGCUUCGACAUCGUGUCACUGGUCUCACAAACUCUAUGCAUAGUAAUCGUGUAUCAUGGUUUUUUGAUCUCAAGGGACCAAGUAUGACUGUUGAUACCGCAUGCUCUAGUUCCAUGGUGGCUUUGCAUCUCGGUGGUCAGAGUUUACGGACGAGAGAGAGCGACAUGGCAAUCAUUACGGGAGUAACAAUUCUCAAUUACCCUGGUGACAUCAACGGCAUGUCACAUCAAGGCUUUCUCAGCCCCGAUGGCCGUUGUUUCAGUUUUGAUCACCGCGCCAACAGUUUCGCUCGUGGAGAAGGCGUUGGAACCGUAAUUGUCAAGCGCCUGAGUGAUGCCCUUCGUGAUGGCGAUACUAUUCGCGCGGUUGUUCGUGGCACAGGCAUCAACCAGGAUGGUCGUACCCCAGGUCUCACCCUUCCCAGCAGCGAAGCACAAGAAAAACUCAUCAGAAGCACAUAUGCCUCAGCCGGGCUGGAUUUUGACGAUACUGCUCUGAUAGAAGCGCAUGGCACCGGGACGCGCCAAGGCGACGCAAUUGAAGCCCGUGGAAUCGCACAGGCAUUCAAGUCGAGGCGGAAGGACAGACCGCUAUAUCUGGGUUCGAUCAAGGCCAGUGUUGGGCACCUUGAAGGCGCCGCGGGCGUUGCCGGAAUCAUCAAAGGUGUGCCGACACUCGAGAACGGAGUCAUUCCACCACAAGCCAAUUUUGAGCGGGCAAACCCCAGGAUUCCAUUCGACAAAUGGAACCUUUCUAUUGCCGACAAAGCUGUGCCGUGGCCUACGCAAGGUAUUCGGAGAGUGUCGAUCAACUCCUUCGGCGUAGGAGGAACCAAUUCACAUGCUAUCCUCGACGAUGCAUACAACUACUUGCGAGACCAUGGGCUGACCGGAAAACACCGGACCGCCAGUAGGGUGCCUUCCAGUGAAGAGAUUGAUAUUCUGAGUCGUGCUGCAGAAGAAUUCUCGGAUCCUCCUCACUUGAGUGGCGACGAGAAUGCGUCACAGAAGAAUGGGAGCACGACGCCGCCCACAAAGAAUGGUGUUGAUGGAGAUCAUAGCCAAAGAAGCUGGCGGUUGGCUGAACAGAUACCAACCCCUCCCCAGCUCAUUGGCCUUUCUGCGUUUGACGAAGCAGGCCUAUCCCGAAAUGCCCAAGCACAAUUUGCCUUCGUUCAGUCUCGUUCUGUACAUGCGCCGUCAUUCUUGCAGGACUAUUCCUUCACUAUGAACAAACGUUCCCAGUUUGGAUGGCGCAGUUUUCUCCUCGCUGGACACGCUUUGGAUCUGCUUGAAACCCUUCCGAGUAUACACACAAAAGUCGUCCGAGCACGCGGAACCAUAUCUCUCGCCUACGUCUUUACAGGCCAGGGAGCUCAGUAUCCUGCCAUGAGCCGGGAACUGUAUGUUUAUCCUGUUUUCCGGGACAGCAUGACACUGGCAAGCCAAUUCUUUACAUCCUUGGGCGCAACCUGGUCUCUCCUCAACGAAUUAUCCGACACUACUGAACAAAGUAAUAUCAAUGAACCCUGGCUAUCACAACCAGCUUGUACAGCAGUGCAGGUAGCAUUGGUGGAUCUGCUCAGGUCGUGGGGUGUGAGACCGUCAAGAGUCAUAGGGCAUAGUUCAGGAGAAAUAGCUGCAGCCUACGCUUCCGGAAAGCUGAAUCGCGAGUCGGCAUGGCGGGUGGCGUAUUACCGAGGCAUAGUUUCUGCAAAGGAAAACGAGCUCAAAGGCUCGAUGCUGGCCGUGGGUAACAGCCCUAGAAACUGCACCAUAUCUGGAGAUGAACAUCUCGUUUCGGAACUUCACGACUCGUUGCAAGCGAAGCAAAUCUUUGUGAGAAAGUUGCCUAUUCGCAAAGCGUACCACUCGCCGCACAUGGAUCAUGUUGCGACUAAAUACACAACGCUUCUCGAGGGUCUCUCGCCGGAAAGAUCGAUUCAGCCAAACACGGUGGCCAUGGUCUCAACGGUGACUGGGACGUUCAUCACCGAUGAACUACUCGAUGCUGAGUAUUGGGUCAGGAACUUGGUUUCGCCAGUUCAAUUUGCUGAUAGCUUGUCAGCAACUUGUUUCCGGUCCGCACAGAAAGGCCAAGUCUCUCUUCAGGUUGAUGCUCAGGGAGCCAACCAUUUCGUGGACGUUGUGCUGGAGCUUGGCUCGCAUGGCGCCCUUCAAAGCGCUAUCAAGGACGUCCUGGCAACGCAACCCGGUGGAUCCGCCAUAACCUCAUUCCCCGUCUUGAAUCGCUCCAAACCUGGCCCUGAGACUGCGCUGACCGCGCUGGGACAUAUCUGGAGUCGUGGCUACCCGAUUAGCCUCGAAAAGAUUAAUCAAAGUGCUGAGCACGAACCGCUCGUACAAACACAUGCCCUACUGGCCGAUGUCCCUGGCUAUGCUUUCAAUCAUUCCCAGCUCCUCUGGUACGAAAGUCGCAUAAGCCGCAACUACCGUCUCCGCAAAGCGCCUCGUCAUGACCUCUUUGGUGCACCACCCUGGCUGCGUGACCACAUUGUCACCAAUUCCCAUGUCUAUCCAGGUGUGGGCUAUCUCAUCAUGGCUAUUGAGGCGGUUCGGCAAAUUGCCGACGAAGGCCUGGCAAUUACCUCGUUUCGCUUGAGAGAAAUUUCAAUUAAACGGGCAAUGAUCGUUCCAGACGGGAAAGAUGGGCUGGAAGUCAUGCUGUCGAUGAAUCGGGUGGAUGAAUCCAGCUUGACGGUCUCGAAUACGUGGCGUCGAUUCCAGAUCUUGUCUUAUAAUCCUGCUGGUGACGACUGGAUUGAGCACUGCACAGGAUACAUUGGUGUGGAAUAUGCUACAGCCACUGGUCCUGUUGAUGGUGGGCUGGAGGCUCGGGAAGAGGCAGCCAUACGACGCCGAGAGUUACAGGAUGCUGAGAGUAGGUGUCAGGCAACAUUUGACAUGUUCCGCGCAUACGAAAAUAUGGCCACGGUUGGACUUCAGUUCGGUCCAUUGUUCAGGAAUGGAUCCGACGCCAGAGGCACUGGCAAUCAAGGCGGAGCAGUCAUCGGGCGAGUGACGGUGCCGGAUAUUGCCGCAUCCAUGCCCAAGCAAUACGCCUCACCACACCUCAUACACCCUGCCACAUUCGACAGCAUGAUACAUUUUGCGCUUGCAGCCAUCAUGGAUCUCUUCGGUGCCACAAGUCUGGAGAAUCCAGCAGUUCCAACGUUUAUCAAAGACGUUUGGCUGUCAGCAGAGCUGAGUGCGCUGCCUGGCCAUAAAUACAGAGUUCAUGGCCGGACUGAGCGAGUCGCUUUCGAAAAAUAUGACAACGAUGUGUUGGUGUGGGACGAAAUGACUGGCGAUGCGAGAAUCUCAGUCACCGGUAUUCGUGCCACACCAUUGGACUCUGCGGAUCAGCGAGCAGCAACUGGUAGAGAGUUGUGCCACGAAGUCAAGUGGCCUGUUUACCUCGAGACCAUCUCGCAAGAGGACUUGAGCCCAGAGAACCAUCUCGUGAGACCGGAUAGUUUGACAGCUGAAUGGGUGCACCGGUUGCAACUGGCCACUCUCUGCCUCGUCCAUGAUGCUCUAGACGAGUAUAGAAAGCUUCCUGGGACUCCUCAAGGCCACCUGCAAAACUACCUGCAAUGGUUGGAGCAACUCGAACACUGGACCAAAGAAGACAAGAUCUCAUCCGUCUCACGUGCCGAUUAUGAGGCCAUUCGCGAUAACGAUACUGCCAAAGCUGAGCUCUACCGCCAAAUCCAAGAGUACAAGGCAGAAGGCCGUCUAGCUUAUAGAAUGGGUUCUAAUAUUGUUUCUGUGUUGCGUGGCGAAACCGACCCCCUUCAACUCAUGUUUGGCCAGGACGAUAUCCUAGACCAAGUGUAUGCUGAUCUCGUCCGACUCGGAGACCUUCCGGAGCUUCUAGCCAAAUAUCUGCAAAUUCUGGGGGAAAACCGCACCAACCUUUGUGUCCUGGAAGUUGGAGCUGGAACCGGCUCAUCGACCGAAGCCGUGAUCCGGCAUCUGGCCCCCGUCUCGGAAGAUGGGCGUCUUUUGCAAUCCAGCGUCCUCCAAUACACAUACACGGAUAUCUCGUCAGCUUUCUUCGACAAAGCUCGCGACAAGUUCAAGUCUUGGCAAUCGAUCUUUGAGUACAAGGUCCUGCAUGCGGAGAAAGACGUUGAAAGUCAAGGUUUCGAGUGCGGCAUGUACGACGUCGUUGUCGCUCAGAACGUGAUCCAUGCAACCGAGGAUUUGCAUUCUACCCUGACAAACUUGAGAAAGCUUCUCAAGCCUGGCGGUCGAAUCAUGAUCCAGGAAGGUAUGAGACAAGACUACUUCUGGUCGGCUCUCGCUUUCGGACAGCUAAGUGGAUGGUGGCUGUCGAAAGAAGAGACGAGGCGAUGGAGUCCCUUUGCGUCGAAAGAGAAGUGGGGAACGCUAUUGAGCGGAGCUGGAUUUGACGGCGUCGAGCUAGAGUUGAAGGACGCUCAAGAUCUAGUGUCACAUACGCAGAGCAUCCUCGUAUCGCGUGCCGUGGAGCAGAAUGUGGUAUUGGAUGUGGUGCAAGAGAAGGCGAUCAUUGUUGCCCCUGAAUCCAUGGACAAAGACAUGGUCAUGGAAUUUCAACAGCAGUUGCAAAAAGCACUCCGAAUUGGAAGUGUUUCUAUUGCCUCGAUCAAGGAACUGAAAGACCAGGAUCUAAAUCAAAGCCUGUGCAUUUCACUCCUUGAGCUGAAUAGGCCUGUUCUGUCAACCCUGACGACAGAAGAGUACGAGGGUCUCCGAAAGAUGCUGACUGAGUGUCGCGGCCUUCUCUGGAUCACAGGAGACAUGGUGGAAAACCCGGAGAACGGUAUGGCGCUCGGACUCAUCCGAACAGUGCGAUGGGAGCGAGAUCUUGAUGACGCAAAUCUCGUCACAUUGUCCGUGGCGAAUCCACGACCAGACACGGCAGGCCUCAUUCAAUGCGUAAGCAAGCUCAGCGCACUGCAAUUUUCCAAGGCCAUCGCAAAAGACGAAAUGCAAGGAGAGUAUCUCUUGAAGGCAGGAACCUGCUUUACCAGCCGUCUUCACUCAAGCACCCGAGGAAACCAUUUUCUCGUGUCUCAAUUCAGCACUCCACAGCCUGUUCCUACGCCUUGGAAGAAUGCUGGCCGUCCAGUCAAAUUGUCCUCCGCCUCGCCCGGCCAGCUGGAUCGGUUGCAAUGGGUCACUGACCCGGUGUACAACACGCCUUUGGAUCCCACACACGUCGAAAUCGAGAUCAAAGCAAUGGGUCUCAACUUCCGAGACCUGAUGAUUGCCAUGGGCGAGCAUAUGGCGUACAGUAUCGGAUGUGAAGCCGCUGGUGUCAUCUCUCGAGUCGGGUCCCAGGUUACCGAUGUAUCUAUCGGAGAUCGAGUAACGUACAUUACUGGGCUCGACCAUGUGGGCUGUUUCCACACUUUUGGGCGCGUGGACCAGUCGGUAGUAACUAAGAUCUCAGACUCUCUGAGUUACAGCGAUGCGGCUGGGCUUCCGGCCGUGUAUGUCACGGUGCUAUAUGCGCUGAGAGAUGUAGCAAGGCUCGCAAAGGGAGAAAAGGUGCUGAUCCAUGCUGCAGCGGGAGGUGUGGGACAGGCGGCGAUAAACUAUGCGAAGAGUGUUGGGGCUGAGAUUUUUGCCACUUGUUCCACGCCGGAGAAGAGAGAUGUGGGUUACUACCUGGCCUUGCUGAUGCGAAACUACGGCAUCCCGGAAGACCAUAUCUUCUCGAGUCGAGACUUGAGUUUUGCAAAAGGUAUCCGACGAAUAAGCGGUGGCUACGGAGUGGAUGUCGUUCUCAACUCACUCGCCGGCGAUGCUUUGCGAUGCUCCUGGGAGCUUCUUGCACCCUUUGGACGCUUCAUUGAGAUUGGCAAGAAGGAUAUUCAGUCCAACUCUAAGAUUGAGUUGCGACCCUUGCUGCGAGGCACCUCUAUGACUUGCGUUGAUUUGGUUACCAUGAUGAAGUGUCGGCCGCAGCUGGUUAAACAGCUCACCGACGACACAGUACGCCUGUGGAGCGAGGGAAUCGUCAAAACGGCAAAACCAACAACGGUCUCGCCGCUGUCGAAGCUGAUUGAGGGUUUCCAGACUCUGCAAUCGGGUCGUGGAACAGGCAAAAUGGUGUUUGUGCCACAUGGAGAUGAUGUGGUCCCGAUUGUGCCGGAGCAGCAAACCCCAUUCACCUUCAGUCCAGACGCAACGUACGUUCUGAGCGGUGGUCUAGGAGGGUUGGGGCGAAGUAUUGCAAGAUGGAUGGUGUCGAGAGGCGCCCGCAACUUGUUGUUCCUCUCCCGUAGUGGGAACAUUACUCCGGCCGUUGCAGAAAUGGAAAAGCAGCUCACAGAGCAGAAGUGUCGAGUGCACAUUGUAAAAUGCGAUGUCACCGACGCUGCUAACCUUGUAAGCGUGUUGGAGGAAUGCAAGUCUCUCCUGCCACCUAUCAAGGGAGUCAUUCAAGGAGCGAUGCAAUUAUCAGACUCCAUUUUUGAAAACAUGACAUAUGACAGAUACAUGUCGGCGGUUAAGCCCAAGGUGGUGGGCUCGUGGAAUCUCCAUAGGCAUCUCCCACGCGACCUCGACCACUUUGUGCUUCUCUCUUCUGCUACGGGCAUACUCGGCAACCGCGGCCAGGCAAACUACGCUGCUGGAAACACGUAUCAAGACGCACUUGCCGAGCACCGGCGGUCCCAAGGCCUCGCUGCUACCACCAUUGAUGUUGGAGCUAUCCUGUCUGUUGGCUAUGUGGCCGAAAACUCGUCGCGUGUGGCGAUCAACAAGGGCGUCAGCGUGGAACUGGAGCAAAUCCGCGAAGAGGAGCUUCACGCAAUUUUGGAAUACGCUUUGGAUUCGCGACAGGAACCGCCGACGCAGAUUGUCACUGGUCUCUCGCACCGAGAUAAAUAUCGCGCCAAGGGAAUGCCGACGCCUUCGUUUAUGAGUUUCCCCCUGUUUGCGCACCUGAACAGCGAGAGCUUGCUGGGAUCUGCCGCGUCCGAGAGUACAGAGGUUGCGGUGGAAGCUUUGCUUGCGCAAGCAAAAACACUGGGCGAGGCAGCUGACAUGAUCACGACGGCGGUAAAGGGCAAGCUUGCAAGUUUGCUAUCGGUAGCAGCGGCGGAUAUUGACGACGACAAGUCCAUCAGCGCAAAUGGUAUCGACUCGUUGGUGGCGAUAGAAUUCCGCACGUUCCUUGCGCGAGACGUAAAGGCCGACGUGCCAAUGUUGGAUGUUAUGGGGACGUCAACCAUCAAGGUCUUGUGCAAGAAGAUUGCCACAUUGAGCCGCGCGGUCAAUGUCAAGCAGGAUGAAAAGAGCGAAGAAUAGGGUUGCUUGUGCGGCCAAGGGUUAUUGGAUUAGUGUGUUAGUUAUUGUUUGGCCAAAGCGUGGUUCUCUGGUAAUCCAGGCCAUGCCAAGUAACGUAGUAUGCAACAUUCUCCUAUUUGUUAGUGGAAUUUCAUGAUCUAUGUCAGUGCACGAAGACGGCAUAAUGUACCUUGUUAUGUUUCUGGUGGAAUCGUUACACCAAUAUAUUUGGAUCAGCAAAGACGGAUGGACACACAUGUGGUGCAACGACAGGCGCGGGGCGAAUGGACG